GCAACUGGGUGGCAACUCUCUUGUUUUUCUCGGCUGAUGAAAAAGUUGUCCAGAUAAAAUCAAUUAAAUAAGAAUUGCAGUAAAAUCAAAUUCUCAGUGAAAGUGCGGCUGCACGGCAUACAAAAUAGAGUAGUUAUACAAGGAGUUACGAGUGCAAAAAUCCGGAACCCAGCAGGCGUACGUGUGUGUUCGUGCGUAGUCCGUAAACGUCACACAAAGACGAGGCUCACGCACACAGGGAAAGAGAGCGGAGCCCGACUAUUUACUUUGAUCACCACGUAGUAACUAGUUAAAACUAGGGAUAAUCAGUGAUUACGGCUAAAAGGCGACAUGGACGGCAACAAGGACGAGGCGCAGCGUUGCAUCGAUUUCGCGGUCCAGGCACUCGCCGAGGGCAAGAUCGAGAAGGCUGAGAAGUUCCUGCUUAAGGCGGAAAAGUUGUUCCCCACAGAGAAUGCAAAGAAGCUACUGGCCCAGGUGAAGAGCACCUCGGGCAGCGGCAGCAAUGGCAAAUCCCGAUCAGCGGCUGCAAGCGAUGAGAAGGACAGCGGCCCUAGAAAGCGUGUGAACUCCGAUUCGCGGUCCAAUGCCCCAGAUUACACCAAUGAUCAAUUGGAGGCGGUGCGAAAGAUCAAAAGAUGUAAGGACUACUACGAUGUUUUGGGCGUCAGCAAAACGGCAACGGAUUCGGAGAUCAAGAAGGCGUACAAGAAGCUAGCUCUGCAAUUGCAUCCGGACAAGAACAAGGCCCCCGGAUCGGUGGAAGCAUUUAAAGCUCUGGGCAAUGCUGCAGGUGUGCUCACGGAUGCCGAGAAGCGCAAAAACUACGACUUGUAUGGCAGCAAUGAGUCGCACAAUGGUCACGGAAAUCAUGGAGGCGGUCACCAUAGACAUGGCCAAUCUUACGAACAACAAUUCCCGCCUGAUAUCAGUGCCGAGGAGCUGUUCAACAUGUUCUUCAGCGGAGGAAUCCCACAACAGAAUGUAUUCAUGCGGCAGCAGCGACGUCGUCAUCAGGCUCGUGAGGAACGCGAUGGAAACAAUUCUUCAGCUUUGAUCAACUUGUUACCCAUCUUGCUGCUGAUUGGUCUCUCAAUGAUGUCGUCGUUCUUUAUCUCAGAUCCCAUGUACAGUCUGACGCCCUCCCAUAAAUAUUCUGUGAAGCGCGAGACGAACGCUCUGAAAAUACCCUACUAUGUGAAGGAUAACUUCUAUUCAGAGUAUCAGGGAUCGGUGGCCCGAUUAGAGGAAUCCGUGGAAGAGGACUUUGUCAAUCAUCUAAAACACUCUUGCAGUCGAGAGCGUAAUUAUCGCGACUCCAUGCUGGCCAAGGCGCGUACCUUUGGCGAUCGGGACCUGUACAGAAAGGCGCAGAACAUCAACACGCCGUCGUGCGAGAAUCUGCAAAAGUAUUUAAUCACAUAAUUUAGUUAAUGCUGCUACACGAAACCAUACUUCCCCAACCCCCCAUUUUAAACCUUAACUGGGUUGUAGUCUACCUAAUUUGCUUUAGUUGUUAUAAAUGAAUUUCAUUGUCUGUUUUGUUUCAUAA
This is a messenger RNA of Drosophila rhopaloa, 1552 nucleotides long. Its product is annotated as dnaJ homolog subfamily B member 12. Gene Ontology annotation, cellular component: endoplasmic reticulum membrane. Gene Ontology annotation, biological process: cellular response to misfolded protein. Gene Ontology annotation, molecular function: Hsp70 protein binding. NCBI's taxonomy places the organism in Eukaryota, Metazoa, Arthropoda, Insecta, Diptera, Drosophilidae. The record is from RefSeq and is a predicted model, not a curated record. Bases 331 to 1425 code for a protein of 364 amino acids. The transcript has 6 exons.